AUGGAAGAAGGCAAUUUACUAUCUUCUUCAUCAGUCCAAUCGUUUGAUGAAUCACUUACUAACCAACCCGAUAGCCCAAGCGAUGAAAAUGAAAACGAAACGUCUGAAAGGUUAGGUCGCAAUGGUGGAUCAAAAAAAAAAAGCUGGGUAUGGAAAUAUUUUGAAUCAGAGAAAGUAGUUGAAGAAAAAUCUAAUAUUGAAGUUACAUAUAGUACUUGUAAUGUAUUAAAUGAUUCUAGUAUAAAAUGUAAUGCACAAUUAAAAAUUGUAGGGGG
This is a messenger RNA of Racocetra fulgida, 275 nucleotides long. The record is from the annotation of a GenBank genome assembly. NCBI's taxonomy places the organism in Eukaryota, Fungi, Glomeromycota, Glomeromycetes, Diversisporales, Gigasporaceae.